Messenger RNA from Ostreococcus tauri, 1641 nucleotides. Its product is annotated as Pheophorbide a oxygenase. Gene Ontology annotation, molecular function: 2 iron, 2 sulfur cluster binding; chlorophyllide a oxygenase activity. The record is from RefSeq and is a predicted model, not a curated record. The transcript has a single exon. NCBI's taxonomy places the organism in Eukaryota, Viridiplantae, Chlorophyta, Mamiellophyceae, Mamiellales, Bathycoccaceae. Bases 1 to 1641 code for a protein of 546 amino acids.
AUGGCGACGCGCGCGACGCCCACGACGCGAACGACGCUCACGACGCGAUCGCGACGCACGGCGACGACGGCGAUCGCGGGACGGGCGCGAGGUGACGGACGCGCGCGCGCGCGGGCGAGCGAGAGAUGGUCACGAAUGAAUGUGUCGAGGCUCGCACCGAGACGUGGAAUGAUGACGACGGGGGCGAUCGACGCGGCGCGCGCGGACGCGAGCGCGCGCGCGGGUUCGAGUGACGCUUCGGGAGGGUUCGAGUGGCGGUCGCACUGGUACCCGGUGGCGUUCACGUCGGACGUGGACGGGACGGCGCCGACGACGUUUACGCUCCUGGGCGAACCGUUGGCGUUCUGGAGAGACGCGAGCGGGGAGAUGCGGUGCGUGGCGGAUAGGUGCCCGCAUAGAAUGGUGCCUCUGAGCGAAGGGCGAGUGAACGAGGGGGGUGAACUCGAGUGUGGGUAUCACGGGUGGACGUUCACGGGGGAGGGGAAGUGCACGUCGAUUCCGCAAAUCGAACCGGGCGCGGGGCUGGAGACGGCGUUGAAGAGCCCGCGGGCGUGCGUCGCGGCGUAUCCGUGCGUGGAAAAGCAGGGUAUGUUGUGGGUCUAUCCCACGGCGAAGGAUAAGGCCCCGGCGACGCUUCCGGAGCUUCCGUUGAUUCCGGAGAUUGACGACCCGGAUUGCGUGUACCAAGACGUCUUCCGCGAUUUGCCAAUGGAUUGGGCGACUUUGCUCGAGAACGUCAUGGAUGUCAGUCACGUGCCGUUCACCCAUCACAACUCUGUGGGGAAGCGCGAGAACGCGACGCCGGUGAAUUUGGAAUUGACGAGCGCCGACGGCGUCAGCGCGAGCGGAUUCCAAGGUAUGUGGCAGGAGGGACCGAGAAAGGGUAAGUACGGGUCGCAGUACACCGAGUUCAAGGCCCCGACGUUGAUGCGCCACACGCUCAGAACGGAGGCGUUCACGACGCUGACGGUGGUGUACGCGGUGCCGACGACGCCGGGUCGCUGCCGACUGCUCGCGCGCUUCCCGUUCAUUUUCAAGUCUGCGCUUCCGCGAUUCUUCUUCGGCCUCUACCCGCAGUGGUUCUCGCACACGAACCAAAACAGCAUCUUGGAGGACGAUCAGAUUUUCUUGCACAAGCAAGAACGCUUAAUCGAGGUUGAUCAAAAGAUCAAGGGAAAGUCGUACGCGCAGUCGUGCUACAUGCCCACCAAGGCAGACGUGUACGUCUCUGCGUUCCGCAAGUGGAUCACGGAGAUCGCCGGGGGCGGUCCGGCUUGGCCGCUGGGAAUGCCUACCAACUUGCCGCCGCAAGAGACUACUCGCGAGGCUCUUCUCGACCGUUAUUACUCGCACACCGUAAAUUGCAAGUCGUGCGCGACGGCUCUGGCAAACAUUGGCAAGGUGCGCAAGGUGCUACGUGUUCUCACCUUCGUCGCUCUCGCCGGCGCCGUCGCGACGUUCGCGCGAUCCAUGCCUCUCAAAUACACCAUCGCUGUGUCGGUACUGUCCGCUGUGUUCGCGUUGGUACGCGAGAAGCUCGGGGGUCUCGCUCAAAAGAUGCGCGUCGGUCCGUAUCCGCCGCCGCGUCGCCCGCCUUCAAUGAUGGAAGCUGCGCUCGAGCAGGCGCGCAUCGCGUUCUAA